Cyprinodon tularosa is the source of this 1621-nucleotide messenger RNA. RefSeq lists its product as uncharacterized. NCBI's taxonomy places the organism in Eukaryota, Metazoa, Chordata, Actinopteri, Cyprinodontiformes, Cyprinodontidae. The record is from RefSeq and is a predicted model, not a curated record. The coding region runs from base 593 to 1441 and encodes 282 amino acids. The transcript has 2 exons. Gene Ontology annotation, biological process: regulation of toll-like receptor signaling pathway.
UCGGGUUGCACAGUGUGAGAACAAACAUCAUGAGCUGUGAACUUUUAAACCCUGCAGUCUCAUCGUACAGUUUGAGCUGUAGCUGCGUGCAACGAUUGAAAAUAUCGCACAGUGUACGCCCGGCCUUAGCUAGAACACUAGAUGGGUUUCAGAAGGAGGCUCCCUGCGUCUCAAGAACCCAAAAACAUGUUUAAAGCAGCAAAUUAUUGGCAAAUGGUCAUGGAGUGAGCACCCAGUCUUCAGCUGGGUAGACAUUCACUGGCUGGAGCUAAAACUUUGAUCUGUAAGCACCAACCAGGGAGAGGAUCCCAUAGAUUUUGUAGAAAUUGCCUCCUGAGAUGUUAAAACUGGUUAUUAAAUAUUUUUAUUCCUGUUUCUUUCCAAAUGUUCUGGGUUUCUUUUUAGCUCUGUGAUUUUUAGCUUCAUGUGAAUAAAGGAAGUGAGAGGUGAGGGCCUGUUCUCAAAUGCAGAAGUGAAACAGGGCUGAAGAGCUGCAUCAUACGUCUGCAGCGCUACGCCGCCAUUUGCAACUGAGAAUAUCGCUCAAAAUAAACCAAAAGGACGGAGCAGAGGAGAGGAGCUUCCUGGAGAUAUGCUGGCUGAAGGUUUUCUCAGGUUAAUGUGCUACAGGGAGAAGAGAAGGUUUGCUACAGCAUCCCAAAGCAAAGGAUGUCAGACGAGCUCAGGAUGUGCCGACCAGCACAGCGGUUCCGUCUCUGAGGCCAAACCAAGGAUCCAUUCAGCUGAAGCAGAGCCAAACCAGGAAGAGCCAGACCGCAACCAACCCCAGAGACUGAGGGUGGAACGUCAUCCUCAUGGUCUCCUAAUUCCUGGCUGUUCCCCUGCAGCCCCCCUGCCUCCCAUCUGCAUAGAAGACUGCAGCCUUUUGGAGCAUUAUCCAGACCUGCAGGUGGCCGACUCUGGCCGGAUCUCACACAUUCCUCCCAGAACUGUGGCAAACCAAGAGGAUUCCAACUUUCAGUCUGAUGACCCUGAAAUGUACCUGUCAACAGAGAUCCAGCAGGAGUCCAUCCCAGACCAGGGGUAUCUGGUGAUGGGAGCAGGUAAAAACAUCAGCCUAGACCUCCCUGGUUCAGGCUUAGAGCCAAUGUCCAACUCUGUGUUGAAUGGUCUGCUGGAGAAACAGCUGGAAGAGGUUUACAUGCAGCACCUGACUGAUAACUUAGCGAGAUGUAACUCCCACUUUGGACACAGCCUUCUGCAUGGCUUGGUGCCCCCGCCCCAGCCUGGUAGCCAGUUAAAUGGUUCAGACUCCCUGGAGGCCAGUCUAGCGGAGGGGUGUGGAGUGGAGGGUACGGACAGAAUUAGUUACCUGAGCACCAACAAUGUAGCUCCCUGCUCAUCUACCUUCAGCUCACCUGUCUUAAGGAUCUCAGAGGUGGAGAAUCAUCAGCUUUCAGGGAACAUUCUGCCAAAGUGAUGAAGUAAAGUUUUAUUAUUUUUUCAUUGAGUCUUAAGGAUUCUAUCGGUUUUUUAUAAUGUUAAUGUUGUUUUUGCUUAAUGAAAAGAUGCCUGCUGCUUCAGAGCAGCUUUUCCAGCACAUCUGCUGCCUGAUUGUAGAAUUACAUCCAUCUUUCAAUAAACUGAAUUUUACUAAAUA